Desarmillaria tabescens is the source of this 1509-nucleotide messenger RNA. Its product is annotated as ras-domain-containing protein. Gene Ontology annotation, cellular component: late endosome; phagocytic vesicle; fungal-type vacuole membrane. The transcript is spliced from 3 exons. Gene Ontology annotation, biological process: regulation of vacuole fusion, non-autophagic. The record is from RefSeq and is a predicted model, not a curated record. Gene Ontology annotation, molecular function: GTPase activity; GTP binding. Bases 54 to 1241 code for a protein of 395 amino acids. Lineage: Eukaryota; Fungi; Basidiomycota; Agaricomycetes; Agaricales; Physalacriaceae.
AAACAAUUCUCUUUGAAUACUCCCUCCAUGGUCCCUCUGCAGCGACCAACGGAAUGCUUACAGUCAAGCUUGUAGUUAUCGGUGCUUCUGGUGUAGGCAAGACUAGUCUUCGUACUCAGUAUAUUUCAGGUCGAUUUUCGAAUGGUUACAGGGCUACCAUUGGCGCCGAUUUUAUCACCAAGACAGUUCAUCAUCCUACGAAGAAGGAUGAGUAUGUGACUCUGCAGAUAUGGGAUACAGCUGGUCAAGAGCGCUUUAGCAGUCUUUCGACGGCGUUUUUCCGCGGAGCAGAUGCUGCGCUACUUAUGUUUGACGUAAAUGUACCUCAGACGAUGGAGUCAUUGAACAAGUGGUGGCAAGAAUUCUGCGAGCGGGCACCCUUGGCAGAAGAGGACGCGGAAGACUUUUGCUGCGUCGUUGUUGGUAAUAAAAUGGAUCUUGCCAUCGGAGAACCGGCGGUCACCGGAGAUGAGGCGCAGCGCUUCAUUGAAACGCUGGUUCCCUCCACGUCGCGGCCGGAAACACCGACAAACUUUGACAUUGAAGACGGUGGUGAUGACGACGACGCGGAUAGUGGCGUCGAAUUAUCUUCCUCUCAAGUGACAGAACGCCCUAUAUAUUACCAUCGACCGUCGUCGCCCCGAUCCAUACAUUAUCACCAUCCUUCUUCGCCUUCACAUUCUCCUAACGGUCGAAUCACCAAGGGUCGCUCUCAGUCUUCCUCUCGUUUCCAUGGCGGCACGAUGACGACAACUCACACCACACUUACUAUCUAUCAUACACCUUCGUCAUCCCUUUUUGACGUGUACCAAUCUGCGAGGUCGUCACCAGAACCGCCAUCCAGUCAUUCAUCCCCAAGGGCUUCGAUUCUGCGUUCCCGACGGUUGACAAAUAUGUCCACGGGGAGCAAUAGCAGCACGAGCGCUGUUACCAUGACACCUAGUUUGUUUGCCCUGGAACAAUCUUCAUCGACGAACACAACACCGGAGGAAUCCGUAAUGUCUGCGCCGGAUCGAGGACCGAGGCUCUUCUACACGUCUGCUAAGACCGGAGAUGGUGUCGCGGAUGUGUUUGAAUAUAUCGCUCGACGUGUGGUCUUGCGAUGGGAGCACGACGAGCGGAUAGAGGCUCGGCGGCUGCAUAUCCGUGAAGCCAGUGCUGCGGAUACCAUUCGGCUGGGGCUAGAGAGAGGGACGAGUAGAAGCGGCCAUUCAAAAUGGGGGGACUGUUGCGGUUCAUGACUUAUACUUCUUCGUUCGUUCGUGGCUCUAUUCUCGGCUAUUUAUUAUUUAAUUGCACUCCUCUCCAAGUAUCUUGCUUAUUCUUAUCCUAUAUGUGACUAUAGAACCGAAUUUCAUGGAUGGCAUUUGUUGAUGAUUUAUCAACACUUUUGGAAACAAAAAUCAAGGAUAUGAUGGCAUUGAAAUGGCCCGUUGAAGAGCCAAGUAAAGGAACUUUGUUUAUUACGAGUUUUAGGGCCAAAAACUUAGUAAAUAAUGUGAUCUUGAA